CAUUCAACAAUGAUCCAGGUUCAAUGCAACCAAUUUCUGCUGCACUUAAUGAGGAGGUGUACUUUGAAAUAGUCAAAAGGUUGUAUGCUACAGCUAGCAUUAAAUCCGAACAAUUGAGUUUUGAAGCUAUUCGUCAAAUGUCGAGUAAACCACCAGGAAAGCAACAAAAACAUCCCAAAUUUUGGAUGCCACCAAAAUCUGCACUUAUAAAAGUUACAAAACUAAUAAACUGUCAAAUCAAAUACUUAUUCACAGUUUGGACUCAUGAUGCAGUGUUGCCAAAUUUUCUUGCUGAAGGUUGUUUGAAAAAGGACACCACAGGAAGUAUACAAUAUGACUUUGGUGAUGAAAUACAAAUUAAGAAUAUCGAGACUACCUUCACCAUUCAAGAUGACGAACUAAAAAGACUGAUUGAUGCUGCUUCUAUUUCUAGAAAAAGGGAAAAGAAAACAAAAAGAGUCAGGUCCAUUGAAUCAACACCAGUGAAGCCAGAGCAAAUAAAGAAAAAGCCGAUUAUGUCAACUCCCAUAAAAAUGAAACUACAAAAGAAAGAUGUGUGAUUUUCAAAGGAAGAUACACUUCAUUAUGAACUUUGAAUCAGAGACAACAUCAAUUAAAAUAUCAAAUCAUUAGCAUUUUAUUAAUGAUUGCAGUAUUUGAUUUAUUUAUAUUUAUAACAAAAUUUUAGCAAAAUUAUUUGUAAUAUU
Molecule: messenger RNA, 707 nt
Organism: Mytilus californianus (California mussel)
Lineage: Eukaryota; Metazoa; Mollusca; Bivalvia; Mytilida; Mytilidae
Exons: 2
Coding region: 24-560 (178 amino acids)
Source: RefSeq, a predicted model, not a curated record